UCCAGCUGGGAAGAUAUAGAUAAGAACAUAUUUGCGACCUACAGAUCCUGAACUUCCACCGGGAAAAUGAGGACUACCUUACUGGGCGUCAUAUGGCUGUGUCUCGGCCUGUACCUGGAUGCAUUGUCUUUGAGUGGACAGAGGAUAGAGACAGUGGAUGGAGAGGGAAGUCAGGCGGCAGUCAGAGGAGAAAAGCUGCUCAAACGAGUAAGACGGGGCUGGAUGUGGAACCAGUUUUUCCUAACAGAGGAGUACACAGGCAGUGACUAUCAGUACAUUGGCAAGCUCCAGUCAGACCAGGACCAUGGCAAUGGCUUAGUGAAGUAUGUUCUGUCUGGCGAGGGGGCUGGUUCCAUCUUUGUCAUCGACGAGAAUAACGGCGACCUGCACGCCACCCGCCGCUUGGAUCGUGAAGAAAAGGCUUUUUAUAUCCUCAAAGCCACGGUGGUCAACAAACGGACGGGUCAAAAGCUGGAACCAGAGACGGAGUUCACCGUCAAACUCCACGACAUCAACGAUAAUGAGCCUCAGUUCAGCAAAGAGGUUUACACUGGGAGCGUACCUGAGAGGUCUGACAUCGGUACAUCAGUCAUCCAGGUGACAGCUACAGAUGCUGAUGACAGUAUGUAUGGGAGCAGUGCCAAACUGGUGUACAGCAUCAGCCAGGGACACCCAUACUUCUCUGUGGACCCGAACACAGGUGUGAUCCGGACAGCCUUGGGUCCUGGUGACAUGGACCGCGAGCAGAGGGAGCACUACCAGGUGGUGAUCGAGGCCAAAGACAUGGGCGGACAGAGAGGAGGGCUCACUGGGACCACAGUGGUGAACAUCACUCUCACUGAUGUCAAUGAUAAUCCUCCCCGCUUCACUCAGAGUAUUUACCAGUUCAGAGUUCCUGAGUCGUCCAAGUCUGGCACUCCAGUCGGGAGAAUUCAAGCCACUGACAGAGACAUUGGGAAGAACUCUGAGAUGUACUUCACCAUCGUCAGUGGAGAUGGUAUGGACAUGUUUGAGAUCUCCACAGACAAAGACACCCAGGAGGGAGUCAUCACCGUGAGCAAGCCUUUGGAUUAUGAGAAGAAGCCGUCGUACACGGUAGAGAUCCAGGUCCAGAACACCCAGGUGGACCCUCGCUUCAUGUCCGCUGGCUCCAAAGACAUGGCCACAAUCCGGAUUGGUGUGGAGGAUGUAGAUGAGCCACCGCUGUUCGACAAGGCCAGCUAUCUGAUGGAGGUGAAGGAAGACGCUGAGGUGGGCGUGGCUGUGGGCUCUGUCAGCGCCAUGGACCCUGAUGGUGUCCGCAGCAUGGUCAAGUACUCGAUUGACCGUCGCACCGACAUGGACCGCCUGUUCAACAUCCAUCCAGGGAAUGGCUCCGUGUUUCUGCUCAAAGGCCUGGACAGAGAGGAGACGGCCUGGCAUAACAUUUCAGUCAUUGCCACUGAGUUCAGACAUUUAAAUAAUCCCCGUCAGAGCAGCCAUGUUCCCGUCUAUAUUCGCCUGCUGGACAUCAACGACAACGCUCCCACCUUCGCCACCAUCUAUGAAACCUUUGUCUGUGAGAGAACCAAGGCUGGUCAGCGUAUCCAGACGGUCAGCGCUGUUGAUGCCGAUGAGCCAUCGUCAGGACACAAGUUCUAUUUCAGCCUUGCUUCUGAGGGGACGCACCGCAGCAACUUCACCGUCCGAGACAACGGAGAUAACACUGCCGGCAUCUUGACACGUCGAGCUAGCUACAGCCGCCUACACCAGAGCGUCUACCUGGUUCCCGUGGUGAUCACUGACGGUGACUACCCCAUGCAGAGCAGCACCGGGACCCUCACUGUGAGGGUGUGCACCUGCGACCGCGACGGCAACAUCGAGCUGUGCAACACUGUGGCUCUGAGCAGCUCUCCUGGCCUCAGCACUGGAGCGCUCAUUGCCAUCCUCCUGUGUGCCAUCAUACUGCUGAUGAUCGUGGUUCUCUUCACGGCAUUGAAACGCCAAAGGAAGCAGGAACCUCUCAUCAUCUCUAAGGAGGAUGUCCGGGACAACGUGGUGAGCUACAAUGAUGAAGGCGGCGGUGAGGAGGACACCCAAGCUUUUGACAUCGGAGCACUGCGACACCCGGAUGCUGCCGCAGCCUUAGAGGAAUCUGCCAAGCAGAGGCGUGACAUCAUCCCCACCGACACCCUGCUGUACCCACCACACCGCCGCCCCGCCCCUGCUGCCUCUGGCCUCAUCAUGCCACCGGUCAGCUUGGGAUCACGGGAUAACGGGGACGUACGCGAAUUCAUCAACCAGCGAGUUCUGGAGAACGACUGUAACCCGACAGCACCACCGUACGACUCGCUGGCCACCUACGCCUACGAGGGCGCUGGCUCGGUGGCUGAGUCUCUGAGCUCGUUGGGCUCGGCUUCGUCUGAGGCUGAGCAGGACUACCACUACCUGAGUGACUGGGGGCCCAGGUUCAGGAAACUAGCUGACCUGUACGGGGCCGAGGACAGUGACUUCUCCUAA
Molecule: messenger RNA, 2499 nt
Organism: Seriola dumerili (greater amberjack)
Lineage: Eukaryota; Metazoa; Chordata; Actinopteri; Carangiformes; Carangidae
Product: cadherin-6-like
Exons: 12
Coding region: 67-2499 (810 amino acids)
Biological process (GO): homophilic cell-cell adhesion; cell morphogenesis; adherens junction organization
Cellular component (GO): adherens junction; catenin complex; plasma membrane
Molecular function (GO): calcium ion binding; cadherin binding
Source: RefSeq, a predicted model, not a curated record